CCACCACCCUCUGGUGGAAUGGCCCCCGAUGGUUGAUAGAAUCUCCUGAUUCUUGGCCACAAUCCCCCAUGCGCAACAUUAUCGCACCAGAAGGUCGAAAAAUCGCCACCUUUCACACAUUAUUGGAUGAUGCCGACAUCCUUGAACGAUUUUCAUCGUUUCCAAAAGCUCUCAGAGUAGUUGCUUAUAUGUUCAAAUUUAUCGAGCAACUCAAAAGCAAAGUAAAAGGAUCACAUAAUUUCCCAUGCAACACAGUGACGCACCUAGAGUUACAAAAGGCAAAGGUCGCACUAAUAGCAUAUACACAAGCGCGCUACUUCAGCCGCGAUAUAUCACUACUAAGAGAAUCGAAGCCGAUUGAUAAAAAGAGCUCACUCUUAGUCCUCAACCCAUUUCUGGACACGAAAGGUCUGCUUCGUGCCAAUGGUCGGCUUGCUAAUUCGAGCCUGACAUACAAUGAACGCCACCCCAUAAUAAUUCCAGAGAGGUCACCAUUUGCCACAUUAUUCCUCCAUUACAUCCACAUCUUAAUGCUACACGCCGAACAUCGUCUCAUGCAACAGAUGGUACGCCAGGAGUAUUAUAUCCCCCGUCUUAAGCCGCAAAUCAAGAAGUGCAUCUUCACGUGCAAGAUUUGCACUAUGCACAAGCAGAAGAUGCGAACGCAGAUUAUGGCAGCACUUCCACCGGAACGCUGCAAUUUCGCUCUGCCUUUCACCACAACAGGUGUUGAUUUUGCUGGGCCUUUCCAGGUAAAGGCGUCCAUGUUAAGGUCUCCCACUCUCAUGAAAGGCUAUGUGGCUGUCUUUGUAUGUUUCACGACAAAGGCAGUACACCUUGAGCUAUGUAGUAAUCUGACGACGGAGGCUUUUCUCGCGGCAUUUGCUCGCUUCGUCGCUCGACGUGGCUACCCAUCAAAAAUCAUGAGCGAUAAUGGCAAAACCUUUAUCGGAGCUCAACGAGCCACAGAAAAGCAAUUUGUGGAUUUUUUAAAACAAGUGUCACCCGACAUCGUACAAAAGUACGCCCCUCAAGGUAUCAAUUGGCAAUUUAUACCCCCAAGCGCUCCUCAUAUGGGCGGUUUAUGGGAAUCAGCUGUAAAAAGCUUUAAAUCCCAUUUCAAACGGGUAGCUGGAAAUUAUAAAUUCAAUUACGAAGAGUUCACGACGUUAUUAAAUCGAAUUGAAGCCGUUCUCAAUUCACGGCCACUCACAGUACUAUCGCAAGACCCCUCAGAUUUCACCGCCUUAACGCCAGGGCAUUUUCUAAAAGGAGCACCCAUCCUGGCCAUUCCUGAGCCAGGCGUGGAGUCGCUAUCUCUAUUAAAUCGAUGGGAACGAAUUAAAAUUCUCCAUCAUGAUUUCAGCCGCCGUUGGAAAGACGAAUACAUAAAGGAUCUCCACAAAAGAUACCGCUGGAAGACUCCUCAACAAGCGCCUAAACUUGGAGACUGUGUCCUCAUUCACGACGAUUGUCUACCCCCCACCGAGUGGCGGCUUGGCCGCAUAGAAAAGCUACAUUACGGCUCCGACGGUCACAUACGAAUCGUUGAUCUCCGUACGCAAAACGGAACGCUAACCAGACCGCUCGCUCGUGAAGCUAUGAACCAAAUAAUAUCGCGAUAUAAUAAAAUCACUAAAUUAAAUACGAAAACGAAAAAUACGCAAAUACAAAACAUUACCAUGGAUGUAGAUACGCCAGUUGCAAAUACGUCAGCCGCUCGGGCGGCAACCAAUGUGCCACGCAACGGGCCUGCACCAGCGCCCCGAACGGUAGUUGCAACAGCACCGGCUUCGGCUCCGGCAACCACGCCAGCAACUGCCCCGGCAACAACGCCGGUAUCUGUACCGGUAACCGUGCCUGCAGCGGUACCUGCACCCGCGCCUCGUGGUGGCACCCGACCACCACCGAUUACAUCGAGGACUCCGGAGAUCCGUCAGAUAAGGUGCCCCAUCUGUCGACGCCCCCACCGGCUGCACCAUUGCGGCAUAUUUCGGGGUAUGCGACCCGUGCAACGGCAGCAAGUUGCCCAGGCCCACGGGCAUUGCCAUAACUGCCUGUCACAUACACAUGUGACUGCAGCGUGUGAGUCACGCGGGCUGUGCCAAAUAUGCCACAGGCCGCAUCACACGCUGCUACAUCGCAGCGCCACCACCUCGUCGGUCACUGGGCUGAGCACGCGAGGCCUUUUGCUAAAAUAG
This is a messenger RNA of Bactrocera neohumeralis, 2201 nucleotides long. RefSeq lists its product as uncharacterized. Gene Ontology annotation, molecular function: nucleic acid binding. The transcript has 2 exons. The record is from RefSeq and is a predicted model, not a curated record. The coding region runs from base 69 to 2201 and encodes 710 amino acids. NCBI's taxonomy places the organism in Eukaryota, Metazoa, Arthropoda, Insecta, Diptera, Tephritidae. Gene Ontology annotation, biological process: DNA integration.